This is a messenger RNA of Cylas formicarius (sweet potato weevil), 424 nucleotides long. RefSeq names its product cuticle protein 16.5-like. NCBI's taxonomy places the organism in Eukaryota, Metazoa, Arthropoda, Insecta, Coleoptera, Brentidae. The transcript has 2 exons. Bases 49 to 369 code for a protein of 106 amino acids. The record is from RefSeq and is a predicted model, not a curated record.
AUUGUUGAUUAGUUCCAUUCGCGAAAACCCAACAAUAAACAAAUCAAAAUGUUCAAGUUCGUCCUCAUCCUGGCAAUUUCAGCUCAGUCUACUGUUCUGGCCGCCCCCAAGCCGGAUCUGCUCGCGGCACCCGCAUUCGCCCCUGCUGUGGUGACUGCUCAGAGUUCUCAGGUGAUAGCGCGCAACUAUAACGCCCUGGCGGCACCCUUGGUGGCCGCCCCUGCUCCUUUGGUGGCAGCCUCCGUAGCGGCACCUCUCGCCGCCCCCGUCGCUAGAAUCGCCGCUCCUGCAUUCGCCCCAGCUCCUUUGGUGGCAUCUCCCUACUUAGCCAAUCCCUAUUUGGCGGCACCAGCUCCUUAUCUUAUCUAGGACGGGACGUAGUGAACGUUUUGUGUAGAUGUUGUUUGUAAAUACACUUUCGACU